Oncorhynchus mykiss (rainbow trout) is the source of this 1631-nucleotide messenger RNA. NCBI's taxonomy places the organism in Eukaryota, Metazoa, Chordata, Actinopteri, Salmoniformes, Salmonidae. The record is from RefSeq and is a predicted model, not a curated record.
UUAGCUAAUGGUGUUGGUACAGCGUUUUAAAAUGUAGCUAGUAUGUUUGGUGUUGGCUACUAGAAAGCUCUCUGUAGCUACACAAUGUUUUUUUCUCGAUGUUUUUUUGUUAUCAGUGUCUGUCAAUGUGUCCCAUAUGUUAGCUAACAUUAACGUGUAAUGUCUUCGUGUUUCGUUUCUAAUUGGUUAGCUAAUCCAUUAUCUUGAUUUGAGCCAGUAAUAAUUAUUGAGUGACCAGUUAGGAUAUAGAAAACCUAGCCAUUAGGUAUCAAUUUAAGCCUAACGGUUACUCUACCACCCACAGAAUUUUGAUCUGCCCGAAGUACCCCUCCCCCCGUGUAUUUUACCAGUAAACCUAUGGUCUCAUGACAUAAGUAUUCUCCAGUACCACCGCUAUGGAUAGGCCAAGUAACCGAGGGAACGACUUGUUUAAUGAUUUCUUGACUUGGUGUCUUGUCUACUUGGUUGAGUUGAGACAAAUAAAGAGGGAGAUGGCAGUGCCAGCGGCCGGGGGCGUAGACCUCAGUCGGAAAUUUGUGUCAGAGACUGUGAUCGAGGAGAAGAGGAAGCAAAGACAGGAGGAAUGGGAAAAAGUUAGGCAGCCAGAGGACCCAGAGGAGGCUCCUGAGGAAGAGUAUGAUGGGCGUUCACUCUUUGAGCGGCUACAGGAGCAGAAGGACAAGAAGCAGGAGGAGUAUGAUGAGCAGUUUAAAUUCAAGAACAUGGUCAAAGGCCUGGAUGAGGAUGAGUCUCACUUCUUGGAUGAGGUCUCCAGGCAACAGAGCCUGGUGGAGAAACAACGCAGAGAUGAGGAGCAGCAUGAGCUAAAAGAGUACAGAAGUGCUCUGAAAAAGCUGGCAUCCAGUGAGAGUCGGAAGGAGCCAGAGAGGAGAGUGGGACCUAGACCAGCUGAGGUCAAGACCAGUCACCUGUCCCAGGCCCAUCUGUUGGCCGGGGCAGUCAAGCGACGCAGCUCCUCACAGUCCUCAGACAAUAGCAAGAAACAGAAGGUUGAGGAGUCUGCAGCAUGGAAUGGGGGCCAGACAGAGCAGGAGGCGGGCGGAGAUGCGGGUAAGCAGACCUCCACAGUAAAGACGACAGGCAUCCUCCACCUGCCAUCGGCCGCCGUGUGUGUGGGCAUCCUGCCGGGCCUGGGAGCCUACUCCGGCAGCAGUGACUCUGAGUCCAGUAGCGACAGCGAAGUUUAAAUCCCUGGCAGCCUAACCUGACGACAUCCCCCUGCGGCUGCAAGCUGUGCUAUUGGCCAAGGGAACAGUGACUGACAGCUUGGGAUCAAGGACAGGACUGCCACAUCACAUUCAUACCAAACCUUAGAAAACAUCAAGAAAGCAAGCCUGAGCUUUGUGGGCAGUCUCAGAUGCAAUGUAUGUGGAAAUAUUUUUCCUUUUAUUUUUGUUUAUUUUUGAUGCGUCAGUGCAAAUAAUUCUGGAUUUGAAUGGACUUCUCUCCAUUGAAAUGUGUGUUUGAUCAUUGGAAGGUCGAGGCUUGGGGAGAAGAAAGUAAAGCGUUUUCUUUGUGUAUUUGGUGUGACGAGUUGAAUAAUGAAUGAAUGAUAAAUGGAAUGAAAUACAGUUUGAAUAAAAUGGAAGUGAUUUCUGUUUCUACUCAUU